Molecule: messenger RNA, 1234 nt
Organism: Eucalyptus grandis
Lineage: Eukaryota; Viridiplantae; Streptophyta; Magnoliopsida; Myrtales; Myrtaceae
Product: rust resistance kinase Lr10
Exons: 1
Coding region: 359-1132 (257 amino acids)
Biological process (GO): protein phosphorylation
Molecular function (GO): protein kinase activity; ATP binding
Source: RefSeq, a predicted model, not a curated record
CGUGUGUGUUGAUACUUCUAAUCUAUAGGUGGAUGAGAAGGCAUCAAGCGAUCGACCCAAACAUUGAAGAAUUCUUACGAGCUCACAACAAUUUUUUGCCCGUAAGGUAUUCUUACUCAGAUAUUAAGAAGAUCACAAAAAAUUCAAACACAAGCUAGGUGAAGGGGGAUAUGGUUCCGUGUAUAAAGGAAUACUUAGAAGUGGCAAUGAAGUUGCGAUUAAGAUUUUGAAAUCAAAAUCUGACGGCCAAGAUUUUAUAAGCGAAGUGGCCACAAUUGGAAGGAUCCACCACAUUAAUGUGGUGCAACUUGUUGGUUUUUGUUUUGAUUACUCCAAACAAGCUCUUGUCUAUGAUUUCAUGCCGAAUGGAUCUUUGGAUAAACACAUUUCCUAUAAGGAUGGUGAUAAUUCUCUUGAUUAUAAGAAAAUGUAUGAGAUCUCUCUUGGCAUAGCUAGAGGAAUAGAGUAUCUUCAUCGGGGAUGUGACAUGCAAAUUUUACACUUUGACAUCAAGCCUCACAACAUUCUUUUAGACCGAAGUUUCACUCCGAAAGUUUCUGACUUUGGACUUGCAAAACUUUAUCCCACUGAUCAUAGCAUAGUAUCAUUGACUACAGCAAGAGGAACCUUGGGAUAUAUGGCACCCGAGCUAUUCUAUAAGGAUAUUGGUGGCAUUUCUUAUAAAGCUGAUGUUUAUAGUUUUGGGAUGAUGUUGAUGGAAAUGGCCGGUAGAAGGAGAAACCUAAAUGCACAUGCAGAACAUUCAAGUCAAGUUUACUUCCCUUUGUGGGUUUAUGAUCAACUUGGCAAAGAAAAUGAGGUUGGAACGGUAGGUGUCCUGAAAGAGGAAAAAGAAACAACAAGGAAGAUGAUAAUCGUUGCUCUAUGGUGUAUACAAUUGAGCCCUAACGAUAGGCCAUCGAUGAAGAGAGUCCUAGAUAUGCUUGAAGGAGAUAUGGACAAAUUACAAUUGCCUCCAAAACCGCUUUUGUAUCCAAUGGAGACACUGAUUGAUGAUGUUGAUGAUGAGAUAGAACUUGAAACAGUCUCAUCUUCGUCAAGUACUCCAAUAAUUUCUAACAACUACCAGUUUCAGCAUCACAAUGAGUUUAUAAAGUCAGGUAUUGUUUGAUUGUUCCCCUCUUGCAAAAACUAGAUGCAAGAUAAAAAUGUCACUGUUAACAUAUAUCACAAUUCACUAUGUAAUUUAUGAAGUCGUUACAUGAUUUUUAUA